Molecule: messenger RNA, 975 nt
Organism: Maudiozyma barnettii
Lineage: Eukaryota; Fungi; Ascomycota; Saccharomycetes; Saccharomycetales; Saccharomycetaceae
Gene: HEK2
Product: Hek2p
Exons: 1
Coding region: 1-975 (324 amino acids)
Biological process (GO): 3'-UTR-mediated mRNA stabilization
Cellular component (GO): cytoplasm; nucleus
Molecular function (GO): mRNA 3'-UTR AU-rich region binding
Source: RefSeq, a predicted model, not a curated record
AUGGAAAAUAAUCAUUGGAUUGAUAAGAAUCAUAAUAAUAAUAUAGAAGAUGAAUUAUUUUUGGAAAUUAGAGCGCUUAUCUCUUUAGAUGAGGCCUCGAGGAUUAUUGGUACCAAAGGUAGUAUCAUCUCAAAGGUGAGAGAUAAUAACGAUGUAAAGAUAGGUAUUUCAAAGAUGGUUCCAGGAUGUUCAGAUCGGAUUUUGACAUCAACAGGGGAAAUUGAUCACGUUUCUAAAUCGCUUGGGGAUUUAAUUGAAGUAUUAUUAUUGAGUUACAAUAAUGAAAAGGAACAAGAGGAGAAUGAUGUUUCUAUUAUGCAAAAGAAAAAAUUUUCUUUCCCGUUUUUAAAUCAUAUUUUACCGUUACCUUCAUUAAAUGAAAUUAAAGAUCCAUUACAACUUAAAAAUAUUGGUUAUAUUAGAUUAUUAUUACUGAAUUCUCAAUUAUCAUCUAUUAUUGGGAAACAAGGUAUUAAGAUUAAAUCAUUAAUUGGGAAAAAUGGUGUUAAAAUUGUUGCCUCAAAGGAUUUUUUGCCGGACAGCAAUGAAAGAAUUUUAGAGAUUCAAGGGUUACCAAAGUCAAUAACUAGUACAAUUAAAGAUAUUGGUAAAAUUCUGAUUGACGAUAGGGAAACCAGUGACACAAAUGGAUUACAAGGAGGUAAACUUUAUUAUCCACAUUUGAAAACCCCAAUUGAUAAUGAUGAGGUUAAAGCUACAGUAUUGGUUCCAGAAAAUUUUGUUGGAGCAAUGUUAGGUAAAAAAGGAAAAAGAUUAAAUAGUUUAAGAAAAUAUACAAAUACUAAGAUUAUCGCAGCAAAAUCAACAGAGACUAAAGACGACCAUGUUUAUUUUUUUACAAUUACUGGGAAUACUAUGAAAAAUGUUCUGAUGGCAGAGUCGAUGUUAAUUAAAAAUUUAGAAACAGAAAUGCAAAGGCGUCAGGAUAGAUUAGAAAAUGAAGAAGCACAGUAA